Molecule: messenger RNA, 3929 nt
Organism: Penicillium subrubescens
Lineage: Eukaryota; Fungi; Ascomycota; Eurotiomycetes; Eurotiales; Aspergillaceae
Gene: tif32
Product: putative eukaryotic translation initiation factor 3 subunit EifCa
Exons: 3
Coding region: 269-3523 (1084 amino acids)
Biological process (GO): translation reinitiation; formation of cytoplasmic translation initiation complex
Cellular component (GO): eukaryotic translation initiation factor 3 complex, eIF3e; eukaryotic translation initiation factor 3 complex, eIF3m; multi-eIF complex
Molecular function (GO): mRNA binding; translation initiation factor activity
Source: RefSeq, a predicted model, not a curated record
GUUCUCUUUUCCAAACCUCAGGCAGCCAGAUUACACGUGACUGCCCCAUCGCUUAGCCCGAAGUGGGAACGCCGGGCAAUUUUCGCUGGCUCGCGCACAACAGGCACUUCUCCCCCUCAAGGUUAAGGGACUUCGCGUGGCAGCAUUUUCAACGUCGGUCUAAGACCACUGCCCGUGUGUGUGGCGCCUGCAACUCGUUGCCCUCCAAUAUUCGACUUUUUCGAACCUCCAAAAAAAUCUAUCGCCCCGAAGGGCUGCGUUGCCCAACAUGCCUCCACCACCUCACAUCAAGCCUGAGAAUGUCCUCAAGAGGGCCCAGGAACUUAUCGCUGUCGGUCAGGCUCCCGCCGCCUUGACCGUCCUUCACGAACAUGUCACCUCCAAGCGCACCCGCAGCAGCCCGAUCGCUUCGCUCGAGCCGGUGAUGCUGCUCUUCGUUGAGCUGUGUGUCGAUUUGCGCAAGGGAAAGUCUGCCAAGGAUGGCCUGUACCAGUACAAGAACAUCGCCCAGAACACCAACGUCGGCACCAUCGAAGUCGUCCUCAAGAAGUUUAUCGAGCUUGCCGAACAAAAGGUCACCGAGGCCCAGGCCAAGGCCGACGAGAUCCAGUCUUCCCUCGAGUCCGGCCCUUCCUCCUCCACCAACGUCGAGGACCUGGAGGCUAUCGAGACCCCCGAGACCAUCCUGCUGGCCACUGUUUCCGGUGAGCAGUCCCGUGACCGUACUGACCGCGCCGUCGUCACUCCCUGGCUCAAGUUCCUGUGGGAGACCUACCGUACCGUCCUCGAGAUCCUGAAGAACAAUGCCCGUCUCGAGAUUAUGUACCAGGCCACCGCCCUGCAGGCCUUCCAGUUCUGUCUGAAGUACACCCGCAAGACCGAGUUCCGCCGUCUUUGCGAGCUGCUCCGCAACCACGUUCAGAAUGCCGCCAAGUAUUCUACCCAGAUGCAUGCCAUUAAUCUGAGCGACGCGGAUACCCUGCAGCGCCACUUGGACACCCGUUUCCAGCAGUUGAACGUUGCCGUUGAGCUGGAGCUGUGGCAGGAGGCUUUCCGCAGCAUUGAGGACAUCCACACCCUGCUGAACCUGAGUAAGCGCCCUGCCAAGAACGUCAUGAUGGCCAACUACUACGAGAAGCUGGCCCGUAUCUUCCUUGUUAGCGAGAACUAUCUCUUCCACGCUGCUGCCUGGAACCGCUACUACAACCUGCUCCGUCUCUCCACCAUUGCCCUGGCUACCGGCUCGAGCACCAAGAAGGAGAACCCCUCUGUCACCGAGGCCGACAUGACCAAGGCCGCUUCUUUCGUCCUUCUCUCCGCUCUGUCCAUCCCCGUUAUCAGCACCACUCGUUCCCGCGGUGCUCUGGUCGACGUUGAUGAGGCCCGCAAGAACAAGAACACCCGCCUCACCAACCUGUUGGGCAUGGCCCAGCCUCCUUCCCGCCAGGUCCUGUUCCGCGAUGCCCUCAACAAGGGUCUGCUCAAGCGUGUUCGCCCCGAGAUCCGUGAUCUGUACAACAUCCUCGAAGUCGACUUCCACCCGCUCUCCAUUUGCAAGAAGAUCACUCCAAUCUUGACCAAGAUCGGUGCCGAUCCCGAGAUGGAGAAGUACGUUGUCCCUCUGCAGCAGGUCAUCCUUACCCGCCUGUUCCAGCAGCUGUCGCAGGUCUACGAGUCCGUCGAGCUCAAGUUCGUCUACGAGCUUGCCCAGUUCCCCGAUCCCUUCCAGAUCACUCCCGCCAUGAUCGAGAAGUUCAUCAUGAACGGCUGCAAGAAGGGCGAUCUGGCCAUCCGUGUGGACCACAUCUCUGGUGUCCUGACCUUCGACUCGGAUGUCUUCUCUUCCUCUAAGGCCAUGCACGCCGGCAGCGCUGCCGGCUCUGCCGAAAGCGAGAUUGGCGUCCAGCGUCUCCAGCACACUCCUGCCGAGAUUGCUCGCUUCCAGCUCGCCCGCCUGGCCAAGACUCUCCACGUUACUUGCAUGUACGUGGAUCCCUCCUACAACGAGGUCCGCCAGCAGGCCAAGCAGACCGCCCAGGCCCGUGCUCUGGCUGGUGCCGCUCAGGAGCACGAGGAGACUCUGGCUCGUCGUGUCAUCAUCGACAAAAAGAAGGAGGCUGCUACUGAUGCCCUCAACCGCAAGCAGCGGGAGGAGGAGACUCGCAAGCGUAUCCGCACUCAGCAGCUCCAAGAGGCUGAGAAGCAGCGUCUUGCUGAUGAACAGCGCGAACGUGAGCUCAAGCGUGUUAAGGACGAGCAGGACCGCAUCCGUGCUGAGGAGCUCAAGAAGCAGCUUGAGGAGCUCAAGACCGGUGUCAAGGGUCUUGAUAUCAGCGAGUUCGACCCUGAGGAGCUGGAUGCCAACCGCCUGCGUGCCAUUAAGCUGGCCCACCUUGAGAAGGAGAAGAACGAGCUGAACGACCGCGUGCGCACCACUGCCAAGCGCAUUGACCACUUGGAGCGUGCCCUCCGUCGCGAGGAGGCUAAGCACGUCCCCGCCGAUUACGAGGCUCAGAAGAAGCACGACUUGGAGCUCUACGAGGCCCAGAAGGCCGAGACUCUCAAGGAGGCCAAGCAGAAGCACGCCGAGGCUGUUGCCCUCAAGCACCGUCUGGGUCGUCUCGUGCCCCAGUUCUCCAGCUUCCGCAAGGAGCUGUCCGAGAAGCGCCACGAGGAGUUCGAGAAGCGCCGCAAGGCUGCCGAGCGGGAGUUCGAGGCCAAGAAGAAGCAGCGUGUCAAGGAGGUGCAGGAGCGCCGCCGGCGCGAGAAGCAAGAGCGCGAGGAGGAGGAGCGCCGUCUCAAGGAGGAGGAAGAGCGUGCCGCCCGCGAGGAAGAGGAGCGUGUGGCUCGCGAGGAGGAGCGUCGUCGUGCUUUGGCCGAGGAGAAGUCCAAGCGCGAGGAAGAGCGAGCCAAACUCGACGAGAUUGCUCAAAAGCAGAAGCAGCGCGAGGAAGAGGCCGAGGCCCGACGCAGUGCCCGCAAGACGGGUGGUGGUUUCGUCCCCGAACCUACUGCGGAGCGUACCGCGCCCCGUCUCAGUCUCGCCUCUCGCCCAGCGGUUGCUGCCGCCGGUGGUGGUGGUGGUGGCUGGAGAGAACGUUUGGCCGCCAAGGAAGCCAGCGGUGGUGCUGCCCCCGAGCCUGCUGCUGCGCGCGAGGAGCCUGCUCCUCUCCGCAAGGGCGGAUACGUGCCCCCUCACCUCCGUGGCGCUGCCUCUGGCUCCGCCCCGCCAGCUCGUGAGGACGGCCCCGCUGAGCGUUCCGACCGUUUCGAGCGCCCAGAGCGUACUGAGCGCUUCGAACGCCCCGAGCGUGCUGAGCGUUCAGACCGAUUUGAGCGUCCCGAGCGUACUGAGCGCUUCGAACGCCCCGAGCGUGCUGAGCGUACUGACCGUUUCGUUCCCCGCCACCUGCGCGAUCCAACCUCUGCCACCCCCGAGGCUCCCCCAGCUGAUAAGCCCGAGGAGUCCAAGCCCAGCACUGGCGGCAAGUGGGUGCCCCGCUGGAAGCAGCAGCAGUCUUAAGCUGAUGCACGGGUGGAUCUCUAUGUUUUCUUCUUUUCACCUUCACUUAUAGGGAGCGAACUAAAAAAGUGACUCGGACAGCCUUUUUUUUCUAUCCGGCGCAUGUUUCUUUUUCAUGACCCAUCUUGCAAUGACCCUGUAUCAUCGGCCAGGACUCCUUGCCGCUCUCUUUACACACGGUCGCCAAUUCUGGCCCAUCGUUCCUAUUUGAUGUGUGUGUGUCUUCUUGCGUGUUUCAUGUUCUUUAAUUUCCCCAUCUUCUUGUUUUCCUCCGGAUAGGUCUAUAUUUUGUCAUCCGUGAUGCCAAUAUCAUGCCCUGUUUCGGUGCGUCGUUGGUCCCGAAUUGGAAUUGGGAUUUCAGUGAAUGAGAUCAAUAUUAGACGAAUCAAUGCCUUUUUUAGGACAA